AUGAUACAGGCUGCCUGUCCCACCUUGACGACCCACCGCCCACCUUCACGACCCACCGCCCACCUUCACGACCCACCGCACUCCUCCACGACCCACCGCCCUCCUUCACGACCCACCGCCCACCUGCACGACCCACCGCCCACCUGCACGACCCACCGCCCACCUGCACGACCCACCGCCCACCUGCACGACCCACCGCCCACCUGCACGACCCACCGCCCACCUUCACGACCCACCGCCCACCUUCACGACCCACCGCCCACCUUCACGACCCACCGCCCUCCUCCACGACCCACCGCCCUCCUUCACGACCCACCGCCCACCUUCACGACCCACCGCCCACCUUCACGACCCACCGCCCACCUUCACGACCCACCGCCCACCUUCACGACCCACCGCCCACCUUCACGACCCACCGCCCACCUGCACGACCCACCGCCCACCUGCACGACCCACCGCCCACCUUCACGACCCACCGCCCACCUGCACGACCCACCGCCCACCUCCACGACCCACCGCCCACCUGCACGACCCACCGCCCACCUGCACGACCCACCGCCCACCUGCACGACCCACCGCCCACCUGCACGACCCACCGCCCACCUGCACGACCCACCGCUCACCUUCACGACCCACCGCCCACCUGCACGACCCACCGCCCACCUGCACGACCCCCCGCCCACCUUCACGACCCACCGCCCACCUUCACGACCCACCGCCCACCUGCACGACCCACCGCUCACCUCCACGACCCACCGCCACCUCCACGACCCACCGCCCACCUUCACGACCCACCGCCCACCUGCACGACCCACCGCCCACCUUCACGACCCACCGCCCACCUUCACGACCCACCGCCCACCUUCACGACCCACCGCCCACCUUCACGACCCACCGCCCACCUUCACGACCCACCGCCCACCUUCCACGACCCACCGCCCACCUCCACGACCCACCGCCCACCUCCACGACCCACCGCCCACCUUCACGACCCACCGCCCACCUUCACGACCCACCGCCCACCUUCACGACCCACCGCCCACCUUCACGACCCACCGCCCACCUUCACGACCCACCGCCCACCUCCACGACGACCAUUAA
Procambarus clarkii (red swamp crayfish) is the source of this 1101-nucleotide messenger RNA. Lineage: Eukaryota; Metazoa; Arthropoda; Malacostraca; Decapoda; Cambaridae. The record is from RefSeq and is a predicted model, not a curated record.